Hyposmocoma kahamanoa is the source of this 1526-nucleotide messenger RNA. RefSeq names its product translocation protein SEC62 (gene Trp1). The record is from RefSeq and is a predicted model, not a curated record. The coding region runs from base 16 to 1176 and encodes 386 amino acids. Gene Ontology annotation, cellular component: endoplasmic reticulum; endoplasmic reticulum membrane. The transcript is spliced from 8 exons. Gene Ontology annotation, biological process: post-translational protein targeting to membrane, translocation. Lineage: Eukaryota; Metazoa; Arthropoda; Insecta; Lepidoptera; Cosmopterigidae.
CAAAAUUUGAUUAUAAUGGCAGAUAAGAGGAAAACUAAAAAGCGCAAAGAGGAGUUUGAAGAGUCGGAGGAGUCGGAGAAGCCGACGAAUGAAGAGUACGCGGUCGCCAAGUGGCUCAAGUCCAAUGUUCCAACCAAGAAAACCAAGUUCCUUAACCACCAUGUGGAGUACUUCACAGGCACAAAAGCAGUAGAUGCGCUGCUAACAUCAAAAUGGGCGACGGGCAAGAACCGCAUCUUCAAGACGCGGCAGGAAGUCACCGAUUUCUUGCAUUCCAUGCUGUUGCACAAAUUAUUUCACAGAGCUAAAAAGGUUCCUGUAAGCGAGCAAGAAUUGAAAGGCAAAUCAAAGAAGAAGGAGUUGGAGAAAGGCAAGAGCGGUGAUGAGAAGGAUGGAGAUAAGGGACAGGGAAGCGCUUGCGAGUCCAAGGCCGACUCGAAAGAGGACAAAAAGGAAGCGGAAAGGAAGAAACGCAAGAUUCGUCUCGAAAUGCACAUGGAACAACUGUUCCUGGACACAAAUGACGCAUACGUGUGGAUUUACGACCCUAUGCCCUGGUAUUACUGGGUGUGCGGAACGCUGGUUGUCUUUGGCACUAUUACCGUUUGCAUGUUCCCGCUAUGGCCUGCUACUGUCAGAAAAGGCGUAUACUACCUAAGUAUUGCGGCGGCUGCGUUCCUGGUGAUGAUCAUCGCUCUGACCGUGCUCCGAGUGGUGAUAUUCUGUUUGGUAUGGAUCCUGACUGUAUCGCGUCAUCACCUAUGGCUACUGCCAAACCUGACUGAGGAUGUCGGUUUCUUCGCUUCUUUCUGGCCGCUGUACAAGUAUGAAUACCGCGGUCCAGGGUCUGAGAGCGACAAAGCCUCCAAAAAUAAGAAAAAACGCAAGAAAGACAAGCACUCCGACGAAGAAGCGGACGAAAAAGCACCGCUCAUUGAGAAGAAGCCAGCGGAAGCGGAACUGGAAGCGAGAGCAGACGAGGCUACUGAUAAAUCUGAACUGGAACUGUUGGUGGAACCGGACACUGAAGACAUAAAUUCCAGAGAUGACACAUCAACGCCGCCAGCGAAGAAGAACUCCGAGUCAGAAUCGGAGAACAGUCAACGUUCGUCCACCGAUCGUGACUUCGAAAUAGUUGAUGCAGGGGAUCUCGAACCGGACGAUAACACUACUUAAAUGCACGUCACACCAGUGUAAAACGAGCUGGGACGGGUAUCUCAUCUCAUGACUUAUUUCAAGCCAAUUUCGCCAUAUAAAUAUCCAGCCAGAGACUAUGAUAGUAGUUCAAAUAAAUACGACUCAGCACGCGAAGUUCUUUUUAAAAUGGCCUUAUUAUUAUUUUCUCGGUUUUCCGUUACUAUGCGUCGAUCUUUUUCGUUUCCAGCUGUUAAUUUGUACACCAAACUAAAAUUUGAUAAAUUUUUCACCUCACUAGCUCGGAAAGGCUUUCUUUCUCAUUAGAAAUCAGCGCAUACAAGCGUUAUUUCCACGCUAGCGUGGAAAAGGUUUUUGAAAUUCGAGCUUGA